AUGCAGUCUCAGAGGAUCCCGGGGAGAAAGCGAGGCCGACCCCCACUUCACUCAACACCUAUGAAGAUGGCAGUUCAUAACCUUUAUUCUGCUUCAGCUGGUUCUUUACCAGCAGUGAAGAUCCCAAAGAAAAGAGGGCGGAAACCCGGGUACAAGCUCAAGUCUCGGGUUCUCAUGACGCCUUUAGCCCUCUCACCCCCGCGGAGCACGCCGGAGCCCGACCUCAGCUCCAUCCCUCAGGAUGCAGCCACCAUACCCAGCUUGGCAGCGCCACAGGCUCUCACAGUCUGCCUCUACAUCAACAAGCAAGCCAACGCAGGGCCGUACCUGGAGAGGAGGAAGGUACAGCAGCUCCCCGAGCACUUUGGGCCCGAGAGGCCGUCGGCUGUCCUGCAGCAGGCCGUGCAAGCGUGCAUCGACUGUGCCCACCAGCAGAAGCUGGUCUUCUCCCUGGUCAAGCAGGGCUACGGUGGUGAGAUGGUGUCAGGAGGUGGAAUUUUCCUGCUAUGUGACCAUCCAGGCACCUCUGGGAAUGUAUACACACUGAUUUAUGGCACAGGCCUGAUGACCCAGACCUUCCUGCUGUGGGUUCAGUUUCCAGCACACCUACUCUUUCAAGUCUCCGCAUCCUUUGACGGGAAGCAGCACCUGCGGAGUCUGCCCGUGGUGAACACUAUUGGGUACGUCCUCCGCUUCCUUGCCAAGCUGUGCCGAAGCCUCCUGUGUGACGACCUCUUCAGCCACCAGCCGUUCCCCAGGGGCACCAGCGCCUCCGAGGAAGCCCCUGAGAGCCAGGAAGACAGGAUGGAGUCAGCAAAAACAGUCACCACUGAGGAGUGCCUGGUGAACCCUGCGAGCAUGAGCCGCUACAGCGUGGACUCCUCCUCCGCCUUUAGCCACAGGGGCUCCCUGCCCACCUCCUCUUCGUUGUACUGCAAGAGGCAGAACUCUGGAGACGGCCACCUUGGGGGAGGCUCAGCCACCACAGUUGGUGGUCCCCAUACCAGCCCCAUGCCCUCUGGAGGCCCCUCAGCACCUGGGCUGAGGCCCCCUGGCUCCAGCCCCAAGAGAAACGGGACCUCUCUUGAAGGAAACAGAUGUGCCUCAAGCCCUUCUCCGGACAGGCAGGACACCCGGCGGCCAAGGAGCAGGAACCCCUCUACCUGGUCCGUGGAGGAUGUGGUCUGGUUCGUGAAAGACGCAGACCCGCAGGCUCUGGGGCCCCACGUGGAGCUCUUCCGGAAGCAUGAGAUUGAUGGCAAUGCCCUCCUGCUGCUGAAGAGUGACAUGAUCAUGAAAUACUUGGGCCUAAAGCUGGGACCUGCACUGAAACUCUGCUACCAUAUCGAUAAACUGAAGCAAGCCAAGUUCUGAAGGUGUUUAAAAGAUAGAAGCAAAAUCCAGACAACAGAUCUCCAGAUCCUCUUCUGCCUUAACAACAUUUGCCACCAUCACAAAGAUUCUCUCCUGAACAAGAACAGCCACAAAGACUUGGUCUUUUUAUAAAACUCGUGCAUCUUGACCUUUUAAAAAAUUCAACAUGGCCCUUUUGAAAGGUUCUUCUGUGUUGAUGAUUUGCCAAAAAAUUACAAAGAAGCCUGUUAUUUUUAACAUUUCUGGUAGGUUGGUUGCUCUUAGGGUGGGUACUGUUUUUAUAAUGAGAAUGUGGAGAACUGAAUGCUAUCACCCAAGGAGGACACUGGAGACGUCCAAGGAUGUGAGAAGAACCUUUGUCCCUGCAGGCUCUGCGGGGACGCCCACCGCAGCACUACCUGUCUUUAGCUCUGACUUGGGGACCCUAUCAUUGUGAGCCUUGCUUAAUUCAGCUCUGGAAGCUGUCUUCUGAGGAUAAAUGCCUCACCUUGCACUAUCUGGAAAACUUGAAUUCUUUCACUCUCUGAAAGAGAAGGGAAAAAAAAAGUCUUUUCUAUUCCUAGUUAUCUGAAGUACUGUGUUUCCCCACUAGAGGGAAGACUGCUAAUGUAUUUUCCGGACCCUCACUUCAGCAGCCUGAUAUUCAAUACCCAGUGGAUGGAUUAGGGUUUCUGUGAACAAGACCUAGCCUACACAGACACAGGGAAUUUAUUCCACACUCAGCACCACAGAUUGCAACUUGGGAAGAAACCGUCUUCUAGAAGGUUCUAGUUCAUAUCCAAUCAUUACUGACUGACUGAGGUGCACCAGCAGCAAAGUCAAGAAUUUGGAAGCACGUUCUUCCCAGAUGGGGCUUUGGAGUUCCUUCCCUUCCAGCGUCAUUACUGAGGUGUCGAUGUAUUGGCAUGCCGCAGAGCUUAGUGACAUUUAGCCAUGGUGUUUCUUUAAAAAAGAAGAAAGAUGUCUCUACUAAGCUUUGAAACGGGAGAGUGUUGAUUUCUAGUUACAUCGUGGGAUUAUAUAGUUGUAUGUGUGGCUAAUUUUAAUAAUAAUAGCAUGUACACAGACAUGCUAUUAUUGGGUUUAAUUCAAUUUACAAAUAGGUUUUCCUUUCUCACCGUGGAGUAAUAGAAAAAAAUUGAUUUCUACCCUUUUGCAGCUGUGUCCAGAGACGGACAAUGAAUCCACAAUUUACUAGGCAGAAGGGCAGCCUUGUCUCCAUUCUUCUUUUGAUCCUUUUCCUUUCUCUCUCUCCCUGUCUCUUUUUUCCUUCCUCUCUCACUGAAUAGGAAACGUAUCUUCAAAAUGAAUUUGCCUUUGCCGUGGGCGUGUCCUCUUCCUUAAAAAACGUCCGUAGUGCUGUAAGGGAGGAGAUGAAUACUAGACUUUGUGAUCUCUGGGAGGGGGAAGAUCAAGGGCCACUCAGGGCCUCCCUUGGCCCAAAUGCAAAUCAGAAAAGGCACACCAUCCUCGGGAUGCAGCCUGGACGGGCGUCUUGGCCGGUGAGUGGAGCAGGGUGGGAUUGCAGCCUUCUCACCCCUCCACCAGGUGACCUUGUGCAGGACAAGACCUGUACAAACUUGAGGGCAGCCCUGGGUAGAUCUGUGUAUUGAUCCUCUAUAAAUCAGUUAGAACUUGGACAAGGAUCAUAAGAAACAUUCCAAGCCAUGCUCUUAGACCCACUUGAUGAGUGGUAUUUGAGAAAGCACAUCAGAGCAAAAUCCUUUUUAGACACGCAAAUGGUGGCGGACUUAAAGCGUGACAGAAAAGGGAUAAAGCAGAGUGUCCUAAAAC
This is a messenger RNA of Globicephala melas (long-finned pilot whale), 3168 nucleotides long. It is a transcript of the gene SCML4, whose product is annotated as Scm polycomb group protein like 4. Lineage: Eukaryota; Metazoa; Chordata; Mammalia; Artiodactyla; Delphinidae. The record is from RefSeq and is a predicted model, not a curated record. Gene Ontology annotation, biological process: negative regulation of DNA-templated transcription. Gene Ontology annotation, molecular function: chromatin binding; histone binding. Gene Ontology annotation, cellular component: nucleus.